GGAUGUUCAUAUGACAAGUUGCAGGGCUUUUUGUAGGCGAGCAAGGAUGCAGAUAAGAGUUGUCAAUUGAUAACUAUACAUUACAAUGUUUGCACUCUUGGGAGCAACAGCGCUGGGCAUGCAACAUAAGGAAGUGGUCACAACCCUUCUGGGGAUGCCUAGGGAAGCUGUGAUCACCUAUCUUUUUAUUAGUGCAGUGCGCACCGUUUCAGCGGCAUUGUUUCUCAUCUACUAUGGAGAGCUCUCGUGGCGAUCGAAAAAUCUGCUUCUGAGAAAACACUGGCGAGACCUAGGUCUGUGGGCUACAAAGCUGGGAUUCAUUGUGCUCUCUGCACACCUGCUGGCCUACCGGUGUCAGCAGGAGUGCGACCCCAGGCUCUUCCACAGCUUUGAGCAGCACUUCUACAGGCAUCCUUCAAAGAUGCUCGGGGCAAUACCCAACAGCAUUGUAGAGGCAGCAGGCCUCAAGGAGGGGUUGCAUCAGCUGAACGGCAGCACAGCUGCCGCCCUGGAUGCCCCCUUCGGCGUCAGCAUUAAAUCUGGCCUUGUGACAGACAUUGCCACGAAGGUGAUCGGCUGUGCAGCAUCAGGAGUGGCGAGCAUUGCAGUGGGUGCUGAUGGUGCGCUGUACAGCUUUGGCAAGAGCAAGAGGGGCCAGCUGGGGCUCGGUGAGGGCAGAAGUGCUGCUGACACCCCAGAGAGGAUCCCAGGAGUGGAGGGCAUAGCAGCAGUGGGCUGCGGAUGGGGUCACGCCCUGGCCUUGACAGAGGAUGGCGAAGUGCUGUCAUGGGGCUUUCCAUCAGGAAACAGGCUGGGGAACCUGCUUGAUGGCGGCAGCGCACAGGUUUGCUGCUCGCUAGACUCAUCCCUGGUGCUGGCCAGGGAUGGGACACUGUACACCUUUGGAGACAACUCGCUGGGCCAGCUGGGGCGGCCAUCAGUGUCUGAGCAUGGACCGGAAGACUGGGUUGUGCGUGGGGAGGACGGCGCUCCCAUGAGACUUCAGCGCAUUGCCGCUGGCUUGGGACAUUGUCUGGCAGUCACCCAUGAUGGAAAGGUGGUUGUGUGGGGUUGGAAGCACGGUCUUGCAGGGCAUCCCGAGACGCUGCUCGCGCCUGUGAGCGUUCCUGGACUGCCAUUAAACACACAUGCAAGGCUUGCAGCUGGCAGAGUGCACAGCCUCAUAGCCACAACAGCUGCGGGUGCAGACACUCAGCAGUCCAGUGAGACCCGCGGUAGGAAUAAUGCGCUGUAUGCUUUUGGAAAUGGCCAGAACGGCAGGCUAGGAUUGGGAUCAUCGCAAAGUGUGUUUGAGCCGCAGCUCGUGCAAGAUAUUGAAGGCCUUAGUAUCAAGGAUGUUGUGUGCGGUCAUGACCACAGCCUGGUAUUGACUUCUACCUGA
Molecule: messenger RNA, 1402 nt
Organism: Coccomyxa subellipsoidea C-169
Lineage: Eukaryota; Viridiplantae; Chlorophyta; Trebouxiophyceae; Coccomyxaceae
Product: RCC1/BLIP-II
Exons: 8
Coding region: 86-1402 (438 amino acids)
Source: RefSeq, a predicted model, not a curated record